This is a messenger RNA of Arachis duranensis, 890 nucleotides long. Its product is annotated as guanine nucleotide-binding protein subunit gamma 2. The record is from RefSeq and is a predicted model, not a curated record. The transcript has 4 exons. Lineage: Eukaryota; Viridiplantae; Streptophyta; Magnoliopsida; Fabales; Fabaceae. Gene Ontology annotation, biological process: G protein-coupled receptor signaling pathway. Bases 70 to 474 code for a protein of 134 amino acids.
UCCAAUUUUUUUGCAUAUAUAAUUCCAUUUGUAGAAUAAUCAACUUAUUGGUAAUAUCAAUUAGCAGAAAUGGAGGACGAUGAACGGCAACAACAAGAAGAAAUGUCAACUGAGAAUGGAACAACAUCAAAAGGAACUGAGAAAUCUAAUAGUACUCAUAAUCAUAAUCAUAAUCAUCAUCAUCCUUUAGCACAAGCUGCAGGAUCUUGCUCUUUUCCUGGAUUCUUUGGAAAGCAUAGGAUGCAAGCUGCAAUAUCCCACCUUAAUAACCAAAUCAUUAUCAUUCAGGAAGAAUUGGAAGAGCUUGAAACAAUAGGUGAAUCCUCCACCGUAUGUGAAAAUGUCAUUUCAAGCAUUGAAUCCAUUCCUGAUCCACUCCUUCCAAUCAGGACUAAAGGGCCAGUAGAUGCUACCUGGGAUCGAUGGUUCGGAGGAGGCACCAACAAUUCCAGAAGUCACAAGCGUUGGAUUUAGAACUCUGACGAUAGCAUAAUUCAGCAUCUGGAAGAUUGAAAAAUAAAAAGGCGAUUCAAGUGUACUAUAGUGUUGAUGAAUGUGGUCGUAAAAGUUAGAUUUUAAUGCCGUUGAUGUACCAAAAAGAUUGAUAAUGUGUAACUAAAUCAAUCUUUCUUUCUUUCUCUUUGAAUUAUUCAUUUUAUCCUUUCAUCUUUCUUGUUAUUACUGUAAUAUACUACUAUGUAAUAUUUAUACAACAGCUCAUGGCUAUGCCACGCUGGAAAGUCAGUUAUGCCAGGCUGGCAAGUUAGUUACAAUUAGUUUCUCAUCCUCUCAACUGCUCUCUCCAAGGAGCAUUGUAACUUUGUAACUGUUUUUCCUCACAUUGUUCAAAUCAGAACUUGUCUAAUUGAGUUCGACUUCUUUGAUCUCAA